AUGGCGGACAAUGCAAGUGAGAACAAGCCAUCUACCCAGGCAGAAAAUCCAGACGUGAAGGAGAAGACAGAGGCAAAAAAGGAAACGGAGGAAAAAGCAGAGGAUAACCCAGAAAAGAACAGCGACAGGAAGAGGGGGCACAAUAAUAAUAACAACAACCAAAACAAUAAUAACAGAGGAAGAAGGAACAAGAAAUCCAAAUACGACAAGAAAAAUCACACCUGGCGAGGAGACGGUGAUGGAGACCAGCGUGGCAAUCGCGACAAACAGAUUCAUGCUGGAUCUUAUGCUCAUCCAGCCAUGAGAAAAUUGUUCAACAUUACACUUCCACCACAUCUGUUGCCACCAGACAAACCACCAACAAGCGAAGACUAUGAAGCCGAAAAGAAACAGCAAGAACCCAAGAAUUUUAGCAAGAAAAAAGUGGCAUUCUUGCUGGCGUAUCUUGGAACUGGUUUUGCAGGCUUUCAAUCCAAUGAAGGACAACGGACUUUGCAGGCAGAUUUUGAGCUGGCAAUGAUGAGGAGUGAACUCAUCUCACCUCUCAACUUUGGGUAUUUCCACAAGUACUCUUGGUCGACAUCGGGAAGGACUGAUAAGGGAGUGCAUGCCUGUGCUCAGGUUUGUUCUGCCAAGAUUCAAUUGAAACCAGACCAAUCUUUGGAUGAUGUGAGGCAACUCAUCAAUUCACAUUUGCCAGACAAGUUUCGUGUCCUCGAUAUUGUCCGGUGUGGCAGAUCAUUUUGUGCCAAGACCGGACGCUCUCGGGUCCGAUAUCAAUACAUGAUUCCAGCCUUUUGCUUUUGGGAACGAAACGAAUUCAGAGACUUGAUGCUACAAGUGGCCCCCAAAAACAAAGCAGGAAGGGCUCCGGGGACCCCCUUGUCGGAAGAAGAGCGUCAACAAAUCAAGAAUCGAAUCAAGGACUAUAGGGUCACCCAGGAGCAACUCGAUUCCUUGCAGCAAGCUCUGGAAAAGUACCAAGGAACGCACUGCUUUCACAACUUUACCAAAGGCUUGACUUCCAAGGAUGCCAAUGCCAUGCGAUACAUUGUUUCGUUCAAAGUGGAAGAACCAAUGGUUUUUGAGAACGGAAUGCAAUGGGUACCAACACAGGUCAUUGGGCAAUCGUUUCUGCUGCACCAGAUCCGAAAGAUGAUCUCUGUGGCAUUGGACUCAGUGAGGCUCAACUUGCCCAAUCUCAUCCCACCUAUGCUGGACAAGAAGACCAGAGCAAUCUCGGAUUUGGCGCCUGCCCAAGGGUUGUUCUUGGAAAUGAGCUUUUACGAUAACUACAACAAGAAGAUUGAAAACCAACCGGACAUGGAAAAGCUGGAUUGGUCUGUCGAGGGCACGGUGCCUUACGAACGGUGGAAGGAGUUUCGCAAUCAAGUCCUGAUGGAGCAUGUUGUCAACGAAGAAAACAAGGAAGGGAACUUUAUUCAGUACCUUUACAACCAUGACCUUUACUUUGAGGUGGACGCCAGCUACAAACUGUCGCAUGACAGCAAGGCUGGCAAAUCUGACCCUGAGGAGUCCAAGUCCAAUAACAGUUAA
Messenger RNA from Seminavis robusta, 1557 nucleotides. NCBI's taxonomy places the organism in Eukaryota, Bacillariophyta, Bacillariophyceae, Naviculales, Naviculaceae. The record is from the annotation of a GenBank genome assembly.